Messenger RNA from Drosophila kikkawai, 2488 nucleotides. Its product is annotated as organic cation transporter protein. NCBI's taxonomy places the organism in Eukaryota, Metazoa, Arthropoda, Insecta, Diptera, Drosophilidae. The record is from RefSeq and is a predicted model, not a curated record. Gene Ontology annotation, cellular component: membrane. Gene Ontology annotation, molecular function: transmembrane transporter activity. Gene Ontology annotation, biological process: transmembrane transport.
UAGGGCCUGAUAAGACCUCGUCGAUAAGCAGCGUCGAGGAAAAGACACCAUAGCACGGAGUAUGGAAGAGCAGAUAGAUUAUAAAUAGCUUGGAGAGACGCGAGAGUCGGGGAGCCGCCGAAUCACAAUAGACCACUCUCCGCACCGCACGAAACUCGGUUGCUCGAGCUUCUUGAUUCCGUCAGUCAAUGAGUGGCACUGCUCCCAGCUAGACGCUCCGGAGCGUCUAUACAUAAGACCAAUUGCCGCCGUAUCGGAAGCGGUAUUGUGAAAUUUCGGAGGCGCUGCGAAUGAGUUAUAAAACAACGAGCGGUAAAGUGCAGUCUACCACGUGCUCCGUCGUAUAGUCAACAAUGACCCGUCAAAAGGAGGGAGAUGGGGGCUCGCCAAGAAAUCCCAGAACCAACGGACAUGCGGAUACGGAGGCGGCUAAGGAGACACAGACGGCGGCAGGUGAUGACGACAACUCUCUGGACGCGAUUCUGGUGAGGAUCGGACAGUUUGGUCGCUAUCAGAUCAUUAACUAUGUGCUGCUGUGCGUGCCCAUGCUUUUCAAUGCCUUCUUCUCCAUCUCCUACGUCUUCACCGCGAGCACCGUGGUUCAGAGGUGCAAUGUGUCGCAGUGCGACAGUCCCAGCAGUCUUUACGAGGAGGACUGGUUAAACUUCACUGUGCCGUACAAGAACUCUGCCUGGGAUUCCUGCAAUCGCUAUGUGGCAAACGACACGGCCAUUGCCAGCUUUCUUCCAUAUACAGAUCCCUCCGGAGAGUUCUGCGCCAAGGAGUACUUCACCAAUCAGACAGAGACCUGCGGGCACGACUUCAAGUUCAGGGACGAGGAGAAGACCAUAUCAACAGAGUUCGGAAUUUACUGCAAAGACGAUUGGAAGCUGUCGAUGGUGGGAACUAUAAACAAUGUGGGCCAGUUUGUGGGCAUUCCCCUAGGCGGUUUCUUUGCAGAUCGAUACGGCCGUCGUACCAUGCUGGCCGUGGCUGGCACUUUGAGCGCCUUCAUGGGCAUCAUUCGGUCGCUGUCGCCCAACUAUUCCAUGUUCAUGGUGUUUGAGUUCCUAGAUAUGGCCGUAGGCAGCACCCUCUUUCCCACUGCCUUCCUGCUGGCCAUCGAGUUGGUGGGUCCUAAGAGACGGGUGGCGGCGGCCACAAUCAUCACGAUUUUCUAUGCGGUGGGCGAGGCCUUCCUCGGCUUCCUGGCCUCGCAGGUACAGGACUGGCGCUGGCUGCUCCGCGUUCUCUACACCCCAGCGGUGCUGCAGAUACUCUUCCUAUGGAUUCUGCCAGAGAGUGUUCGCUGGCUGCUCAGCCAGGGAUCCGAGGAGAAGGCAGCCGAUGUGUUGCGUCGAGCGGCCCGCAUUAACAAGCGGUCGUUGCCGGAGGAGCAGGUGGAGGAGCUGCUGGCCAGCAACCGUCAGAAGCUUGGCCAGACCAACGAGAGUCAGUACCCAAUCAUGCGGGCCGUGCGCUUCUUUGCCCUAAGGAUAGCCAACUGCUGUCUUUGUUGGUUCACGCACACGCUGAUUGCCCUGGGACUGAGCCUCAACUCAGUGAAUUUGGGGGGCAACAAAUACACCAACUUUAUGCUGAACGGCUUCAUCCAGAUCCCCGGGCUGCUGCUGCCCCUGGUUAUCAUGGAUAGGAUUGGAAGGCGUUACUCGCUUUGCGCCUCCAUGCUGCUCUGUGCCAUUUGCAUGGGGGCCUCCGCGGGAGUGGGAGAAGAUAACUAUGCGGGUUCUCUAACCCUGUUCCUAAUUGGCAAGCUGGCCAUCACUUGCAGCUUCCAGAUCCUGUACUUCUUCACCUCCGAGAUCUUUCCCACGAACGUGAGGAACAGCCUGCUGUCGCUGUGCUCCAUGGUGGGUCGCAUAGGGUCCAUGCUGGCCCCACAAACGCCUUUGCUGGCCAAGUACUACAUAUACGCCCCGCAGAUCCUGUUCGCCACCUUUGCCCUGAUCAGCGGCUUUCUGACCCUCGGCUUUCCGGAGACGGCAGACAAGGUGCUGCCCACUACCAUGGAGGAGGCACGCGACCUGAAUCUGGCCAGGGGGCGGAAUCAGGAGGAGCAGCAGAGACAGCCGGCAGAAGGAGGGGCGACCCACAAGGUCUCGCAAUGAUCAUCUCUGGGGACUUCCAAAGAGGCUUGUGUUUUAAUUUUAAGUGAGAGCCAAUGCAUUUGUUGAUUUUUUAACGUGUUUAAUUUAAGCUAAGAUUCGUCCGAACUGAAAGAUUUUAGAGCACAAACUUUUCUGCGUGAUAUUUAUAUGCCGAUUGAGCUUUUUCUGUUAGUGUAAAUGUCAGGAACAGCCAUGCCAUUAUUUAUUGUUCGCCUAAGCAUGUAUCUAGUUAAUCCACUUUGUCUAUUAAUGGCAGCUGCUAAGAAUACAGUGUGUUGUCCUGAAAUAAUUUUAACAUUUGUCUUUAGUUACGAAUUUUUGGUUUUAUUUUGUAUAUAAAAGAUUGUCUAUAAAGUGUG